GUCACCCAGCCGGCAAUCGUCAACGUGACAUAUUUUGACAUAAACAGGACGUUUUCUUAGCAAACUUGCGCUUCAAUUCCGCUAUGGCUCCAAUCAAAAAUUUAUCUGCAGCACCCGGCGUUAAUGCGAUUCUCCUGGGGCCUCCCGGAUCAGGGAAAGGGACACAGGCUCCACUACUUGCAGAAAAAUAUCAAGCAUGUCAUUUAUCAACAGGUGACAUGCUAAGAGCUGUUGUGUCAUCAGGGUCUGAGCUAGGAAAGCGAGUGAAGCAGGUCAUGGACGCAGGAAAGUUGGUUUCAGAUGACCUCGUGGUUGAGAUGAUCGAUGAUAACCUGAACAAGCCGGAGUGUAGCAGGGGAUUUCUGCUGGAUGGUUUUCCCCGCACAGUGAAUCAGGCAGAGGCUCUAGACCAGUUGUUACAAAAACGAAAGACAACCUUGAACUCAGUUAUUGAGUUCAAGAUAGACGAUUCUCUCCUGGUUAAGCGAAUCUGCGGGCGUCUGAUACACAAAUCUAGUGGGCGUUCGUACCAUGUGGAAUUUGCACCCCCAAAAAAGCCCAUGACAGAUGAUGUAACAGGUGAGCCUCUUAUGCGUCGCUCAGAUGACAAUGAGGAGGCUUUGAAGACUCGAUUGAAGUCCUACCAUGACCAAACUCGUCCACUUGUGAACUACUACAGCAAGCGCGGCAUCCACACCGCUGUCGACGCAUCACAGAAACCAGCCACAGUGUUUGAAGCCAUCAGGUUGGCCUUUGAAAGGACUGCUGGAGUGCGCUUGAGGUCUAGCAAUUAGUUAUAACUCUUCCCUUUUUUGUUGGGAUUUCACACCGCUGUCGACGCAUCACAGAAACCAGCCACAGUGUUUGAAGCCAUCAGGUUGGCCUUUGAAAGGACUGCUGGAGUGCGCUUGAGGUCUAGCAAUUAGUUAUAACUCUUCCUUUUUUUUGUUGGGAUUUCACCAAAUGCAAUGACUGUACUUACAUUCUUUUCAAUUUAUGCAAUGAUUCUUUUGCAGAUUUAUCAAUUGGAAUAUUUAUUUCCAAACAUAUUUUUAAUGAAUUUAAUUAGAUAUUUUAAGAACAUACCAUUUUUUGUUUUACUAGUCUUUGUAUAUAUUCAUAAUUUCACACAGGUUGUUUUCAUUGAAACCAUUCUUAUAAAAUGUGACUGUUUAUAAAUGCAGCUUCAAACCAUCUUUGCUGACUAAUUUAAUUAUUUGGAAAUACUAUUGAACUGUAUUGAACUGUAUUUUUACCAAAUUCAUUUUUUGUAAUAUGUUUUGUCUGGUACAAAAUUGUGAAUAUUAUAAUAUGUUUAUUGUUGGUUGUUUGAAGGUACACAAGUCAUGUAGAAGCGAAUGUUAAAACAAUUAUUAUUAAUCAUUUAACUAGGCAUCUUUUUAACAAUUCAUUUGUUUCAUACAAGUCAUGAAGCUUUAAGAAAGCCAAAUUAUCAAAGUAGAAUUCUAAGAAAGUGAGUAUUAUUUGUUCUUAGGCCUAAAACAAAAAUAUGUCUGUUUCGGGUAACCCGACCCAUAGCUAUAAAAAUGCGCCGACCCUAACUAUUUUUUUCCGUUUCUGAGCAAAAAAAAUAUUCGUUAGCGAAUAGAGAGUUACAAAGGGCGAAUAAUGCAGAUUUUAAUCAGAAUUAUUGUUUAUAUGAUAAAACAAAGUCAGGCAAUGACAGUAAUGUAGGAAAGACUGCCAUGUGCAAGAAAACACGACAGAUUUUGAAAGAAAAAAUAAAAAAAUAAAAAAUCCCUACCUACCCUACAUAGAAAUUUUGGGAAGGUUACCCUAAACAAACAUUUUUUUUUUUUGGCCUUACCAACCUCAGGACUGGUCUUUGCCUAACAUUCCUUCCCAUAUAUUCAUUGUUUAACCUGAGAUAUUAUAAAGUAUUCUCAUUUGCUCAUGUUAAAAUUCCCAUACAUACUAGAAGUUAUAGUACUGUUGAAGAUUGUUAUGUUUGUAAGAUCAUCACAUUUAAAGUGACACUCUUAUUCAAAAUGAAUAUACAUGUAUAACAAACAUCAAUUUUGACUGAUAACUUACUUAAUAAUGUAUUUAUGGAACAUACUCAUUACUGAUAAAAAGAUUGUAACCGUGUAUUUAAUAGUAGAAAGAGCAAAAUAUUAAAUGAUUAGUAAAUGCUUAAAGAUUUACUGUUGUCUAUUAUAGUCUCAUUAGGUAGAAAUACUGUGUUUUAUGCUCAUUUCUUUCAAAUUAAACUCAGUAUCCUUCAUAAGAACCAUUUUUUUUUACAUUUAUUUGUCCUUUUGGGAAUUUUAAACCAAUUUUAUCAACUGUGGUAAAUCUUAUUUGGGAGUAAGAGUGCAUCUUUGAAUGAGAACGUUUGUGGUACUUAUCUGUUCAGCCAGUGAUCAAUGAUGAAGUGAUUAUACUUUUAAAUGGACAAGGUAAACCUCUUACUCUAGUUCUUAACUGCUUGGCAUUAAAACUUUCAAUAAGCUCUGAUAUAUAAAAUCAAACUUACACAUGCCCUGAAAGUAAAUUACAUGUGCAUAGCACAAAGGCUUGUGGGCAUUUUGACAUCUGUUUCACCACCGUAUUCAUUGUAGUGUGGUUAUAUUGUAUUAUAUUUUGUCUCAUGGUUAUACAGGCUGGAUAUUAUUUGUAUCUAAAGGCUUUAUGCCAAAAGAGGUAACUUAAUUUUGGACAUUACUUUAUAUGGAUUGUUAUAAUCUUAAGUCAUGUAAAGAUAAAAUAACAAAUAAGGUUCAUUGUUUAGUAAACAACAAUAACUAAUGUUUAAUUUGUUUGUAUUAAUUUUAUAUUAUAUAUAAAAUGCCUUAGCUAUUAUGGCAAAGAUUGCUCUUGCUUAAGUUACAUUAACAUUAUAAUGGUAAUAUAAUAUUUAUUUCUUGAAAGACAUUUUGCUCUGUUAAAAAAAUUGGGGUUACUUUUUAGAAUAUUAGUACUUAAAGCUGCACUCUCACAGAUUGACCGUCUUAUAUCACUGGUUCUCAGACAUUUACGCAAAAAUUGGCUCAUUCUAAGACAAAAAAUAAAAGAUGUUGUCAAACAGUAUAUCUGUGAGAGUGGAGAUUUAAAAAUCUUCAAUAUACAAGAGAUACAUGUAAUUCUGGUAAUUUGGUAACUUAAACAAUUGCAAGCUUACUUCAGCUUACUCAUUGCACUGUGUGUGGUUUAUAUUGAAUAGAAUAUUUUUGUAAUGCCUUUUCUCAUAAACUAGAUGUCCCUAUGUGUGUUCCAAAGAUGUGUAUUGCUGUUGAUAGUGGAUAUAAAUGCAAACUGUUCUACACUGGGGUUUUAGACAGGGUUUUUUAAAAAAAUGGACCGGGUGCUUGGGUGGAAAGGGCAUAUUGUAUAGCGCUGUCAAUUAUUUGAAAAUUAUGAAUUUGAUAGAAAAUGAUAAUUAUGUGUUUUUAUUGUGUUAAUAUGAGGUUUCAUUUGCCAUCUAUGUCAAGUUUGUUUGUAUCAUAAUCAUAUUAUAAGUUUUAAUUGAAACAAUAAAUAUAUUUGUCAGUCUUAAGCAUUUAAUUCUAUGAUGGAAAUAUUUGUCAGUCUUAAGCAUUUAACUAUAUGAUGGAACCAUUUUUUAGUCUUAAGCAUUUAAUUCUAUGAAGGUAGAGGGGUACACAUGCUGGCCUUCAUGAGUACCGAAUGAAGCUACCAACAAAAGAGCAAGGUGCAAAACCCUUUCAUAAGCCUUUAACUAAAACACAAAUUUUAUACAUCAUAUUUUAGUGCGACACUUUACAACUUUUAUAACAUCAUUUGAUUCAAUAUCAUACGAUUUUUGCGGGAGAUUCUAAGAUUAAAACGUCAGCUUUUUAUAAGCAUCCACCUUAAUUGCUGCCACAGAAAUAGAUUCAACUUUCUAUACCAUCAUGAUAAUAAAAUAGGAAAACCUGCAGACUUUGUAGAAAUUUGGAUUUGUAUCACAUUCUCGAUUGUAUAUCUCUAGCAUAUAUUUGCAAGUGAUCUGUAGUGUGUAAAAAGGAGGAAAUAAACAAAUGCAUAUAGA
This is a messenger RNA of Mya arenaria, 4012 nucleotides long. RefSeq names its product adenylate kinase-like. The record is from RefSeq and is a predicted model, not a curated record. The transcript is spliced from 6 exons. NCBI's taxonomy places the organism in Eukaryota, Metazoa, Mollusca, Bivalvia, Myida, Myidae. Gene Ontology annotation, cellular component: mitochondrion; cytoplasm. Gene Ontology annotation, molecular function: AMP kinase activity; ATP binding. Bases 84 to 794 code for a protein of 236 amino acids. Gene Ontology annotation, biological process: ADP biosynthetic process.